Messenger RNA from Rotaria sp. Silwood2, 819 nucleotides. NCBI's taxonomy places the organism in Eukaryota, Metazoa, Rotifera, Eurotatoria, Philodinida, Philodinidae. The record is from the annotation of a GenBank genome assembly.
AUGUCUGAUAAAAGUAAAUUGUUAUACUAUUUCUCAAGAACAUCAGAAAAUUUAUUACAAGAAUCAAUUAAUACAUCUCAUAGUACAACUACAAAUGCAGAUAAGGUAAAUAUAAAUGAAGCAAUUGUAUUAAGUGAGAUUGAUGAUGUAUCAUCACCAUCGUCUUCAUCGACAACUCCUACUCUUCAUAAUCAAAAUGAAAUCUAUGAAAAAUCUACUGGUGAAAAUUCGUCAACAACAAUAGCAUCGACAAAUAAUACUUGUGAAUUAUUAAAUAAUAUUCCUAUAAAUGAUUCAUGCAAACGAGAUCCAGGUCGAGGGCCAAUUGCUGCUAAAGAGUUUUUGCUGCUAGGAUCAUAUCAACCAAAUAUAAAAUUUCCAACAACUAACCAUCGGCAUUUUUGUCAUACUUGGUAUCAACGUUAUAAGUGGCUCGAAUUCAGUGAAAUGACUAAAAAAGCUUACUGUUUUGUUUGUCGUUUUGCAUUUUCGGAAGAUCAAUCUGAAAAAGGCUUUACCGUAGAUGGUUUUGAUAAUUGGUCAGUUGGUAUAGCAAAAUUUAAUAAACAUCAAGCAGCAUCAUCACAUAAAUAUGCGAAUGAUUUAUGGGUUAAUACAGUUAAAAAUCAUAGAAAGAAUAAUGAUGUUGCAAAACAAAUCAACAAGCAACAUGAAAAACAAACUUCUGACAACAGAUUGUACUUAAAGGAAAUAAUUCGAACUAUUAUAUUUCUGGCUCGACAAGGAUUAGCAUUUAGGGGUCACAGAGAAAAUGAUGCAUCAGAAAACAAAGGUAAUACAUCUAUUACACAACAUUGA